This is a messenger RNA of Penicillium egyptiacum, 297 nucleotides long. NCBI's taxonomy places the organism in Eukaryota, Fungi, Ascomycota, Eurotiomycetes, Eurotiales, Aspergillaceae. The record is from the annotation of a GenBank genome assembly.
AUGGCUUCUUCCCUGGUUGACCCGCAGAAACGCGCUCACCUAAGAGACAAGUACAAGCAAGCAGCGCGAUCCAUCAUCCAAGAGCUCCAGUCUCGGUCUAAGCCUGCCUACACGCACACUGAGCUCGCUCAAUUCCGAGUGUCCGUCCAAUACAUCGAUCCAGAGGAUCACAAAUUCACCGAUUCCGAAGCUUGUCUCUUCCAGCCACUCACCCAGGAAGAGCUUAAAACAUACAAAAUCGACAAAGAAACACUUUCUAAGGACGAGCAUCACUACAUCACCGAAUUCAAGGAAUGA